UAACUUCUGGUAACUCAAGCUGCUACCGGGCAGAAUCGUUCAUGCAGCGUAAAAAGGCCUUGCAAAGUAGUGCUGUGCAACAGUAACAACGUCUUUGCUUGUGUUAACAAGACCAGGGAAGAGGUGAAGAUGGAUAUCUUACUUCUAGUCAUUGUGGCUGCUCUUAUCUAUUUCUUAUUCUUCUGGAGGAAACACCCUGCACUCCCGGAGGGCCGUGAGCUGCGUCACGUACUGAAGAACACGGCCAAAGGCAUUCCAAUCCUCGAUCUGCACGGCAUGAGGGCUCAGCAAGCGUCGCAGUGGACAAAAUACUUCUUCCGCAAAUACGGAGCCGGGAGAAUCAUCACCGGAAGAGGCCUGCACAGUCCCGGUGGCGAGCCGGUACUCAAGAAAGUCGUCACGGACUACUGCGUGAGAAAGGGAUACGAUUUCAAAUUUGCUGCUGGUAACGCAGGGCUCCUGGAGGUUCGGUCCUGAGGUUGAUUAUGGGAAGGUCAAUGUUAUAUGUUUCUUAUUUAGUUCACUGUGAAAAGGGAUGGUGAAGGGGAAAUGACAAUUAAUAACAUGACAAUGCAAAAAAUGUAACUGACGCGUUUUAAUUAAUAUUUCAGUAAAAUCACAUGUAAUCCUGAAAACGAUUUGGUCCCAUCUCUUACGUUGUGAAGUUAUUCAUUCACGUUUCAACUUUUGUCUCUAUGUAUUGUUAUUUCAACCAGAUACGUAUAAGUAGCAGGGAUUUGGUUAGUCAUUUCUCAAUCUUCUUGAAUUCGUUCAAUAAAGAAUUUUAAAAGUU
Molecule: messenger RNA, 793 nt
Organism: Penaeus chinensis
Lineage: Eukaryota; Metazoa; Arthropoda; Malacostraca; Decapoda; Penaeidae
Exons: 4
Coding region: 130-477 (115 amino acids)
Source: RefSeq, a predicted model, not a curated record